This is a messenger RNA of Myxocyprinus asiaticus (Chinese sucker), 3426 nucleotides long. It is a transcript of the gene wfs1a, whose product is annotated as Wolfram syndrome 1a (wolframin). NCBI's taxonomy places the organism in Eukaryota, Metazoa, Chordata, Actinopteri, Cypriniformes, Catostomidae. Bases 157 to 3414 code for a protein of 1085 amino acids. Gene Ontology annotation, cellular component: endoplasmic reticulum membrane; endoplasmic reticulum. Gene Ontology annotation, biological process: endoplasmic reticulum unfolded protein response; calcium ion homeostasis. Gene Ontology annotation, molecular function: protein binding. The record is from RefSeq and is a predicted model, not a curated record. The transcript has 11 exons.
UCUGGUUUCAUAGAGUGGUUAUGAGUGGACAGAACACAAACUUUUUAAAGAACUGUAAUUUUAAAGAAUGUUUUUAUUGUGCCAUGCCAUACAUCAUUUCUCUGCAAACUGUCUCUUCAAUCAUCCUAAAUGAGUAAGAUGAACAUUAGUGCCUAAAUGAGUGAGAUGGAAACUAGUGCCAACCCACCAUCAUCCCCAGGGACUCCCAGGGAGGAUGGUGUAACCCAUGAAAGUAUCAGUUUUCCUGUUUCCUUGACCAAAUCCAUUCCAGGCACUGAGCUUUCUCAGAUGGCUGGUCCUCCUCUUUCCAGCUCUGACAGUGUAGAUCAACCACCAAAAUCGACCCCUUCUGCAACUCAUGAUAGUACAUCAAAACACACUAAAGUUAAAACCUCUAAUGUUCCAUUUAAACCAAUUACUGACAACCCAAUGACACCUACAUCUAACCCUGCAUUAUUUCAUAUUUCUAAAACUACUCCAGCUAUGCCAGCUCCAACACCAUCAUCAUCAACAUCGCUUGCAGGCUUUUCUUUUGAACCCUCUGCAGCACAAUUAUCUUCUCCCAAUGAUGCAAUGACGCCAAACAUCACCAUUUCUGCUGACCCUGCCCCAUCUACACCUCUCCCAGAGGGUUCUAAGUCUACCACCACAGCACCUGCAGUGGACACCAUUAAGCUGCCUCGUCAACGUAGCUUUUUGGCUGUAGCCAAGCAGGUGAUGAUGCAAGAGAAAAUAAGAAAGGCUGAGGAGCAGGCUAAAGCUGAAGAGUCAGAUGAUGCUGAUGAGGAUCUGCCUUUUGAGGAGCUACUGGAGAAAGCUGAGGCUGGAGAUCCCAAAGUACAGAGUAGACUUGGUAAAUACUACCUUAAACUGGGAGAAGAAAAAGACACAGAGGUAAAUGACCAUAUAGCUGUUGAAUGGCUGAUGAAAGCGGCAAAGCAAGGUCGGAUGGAUGCAGCCAAACUACUUCAGAAGUGCUGGAUCCAAAAGAAAGGCAUCACACCAGAGAAUGCCCAGGAGGUGAGAAGGCUCUCCUCAGAGAGCAAGUUUGAACAGGCAGUGAGGAGGGCUGCCAUGAUGAUGUACUGGAAACUCAAUCCUGACAAGAAGAAGAAAGUUGCAAUGUCUGAGAUGUUGGAGAACGUUAGCCAGGUCAAUGCUGUACCAGGUGAGCCUGCAGUAUGUGGCAUAACACCCACAGUACAAACUCAAAGGAAAAUCCUGGAAACCAUGGUAUCUAGAGAGUGUGGCUCUAAGUAUGUGGAUGUGGAAGAUUUUGUGGAGAUGACGAAAAAGUUCACAGAAGGAAUUGGGUGCACUCCCACAGUGAGCACCGCAGGUGUCGAUGCAAAGAGAAAAGAAGACACAUUAAGGAAAAGUCCUGGUGAUGGAGCCACAUUUGAUAAGGGAAAAAAUGAAUUGGCACCUGUCUCUCAUAAGCGCCUUCGAAAGACCAGCUGGGGAAUGGGAAGCAGUGGGAUGAUGCUGGCGACCAGACGCAGUGAUGCGAUGAAGAAAGCCCUGGAUAUAAAAGCUCACUUCUUGGGUCUCCAGUAUCCUCUCCACAUCAUUAUUGAGAUGAAGGAACAUUUAAUUGACUGGGCAUCUCGUGCUGGCGUACAGUGGCUGAGCACCAUCAUCCCUACGCAACACGUCAAUGCCCUUAUUUUCUUUUUCAUCAUCUCCAAUCUCACCAUUGAUCUGUUUGCAUUUGUCAUCCCUCUCCUCAUCUUCUAUCUCUCUUUUACCUCCAUGGCCAUCUGCACACUGAGAGUCUUCCAGAGCAGCAAAGGCUGGGACAACUUCCGUGCCUUAACUGCCCUCCUCACACGCUUCGAGCCAAGCCUGGAUGUAGAGCAAGCGGAGACCAACUUCGGCUGGAACAACCUGGAACAGUACCUCUACUUCAUGAUAUCUGUGUUCUUUGUGAUCUUCACUUUCCCAGUAGCCGAUAAAGGCUGGAUCCCAUGUUCAGAGCUCUCCACGGUGGCCAUCUUUUUCACGGUAUUGAGCUACAUGAGUCUGAGCCCAUCUGCAGCAGCUUAUGCGCGAAAGGCACUGAUCAUCGAGGUGGCAUCAUCUUUGUGUGCCCUGACCAGCAGGCUGCCCAAGGAGAUGGUGAUGGUCAGGAUGCUGGGGCAUAAUUUUGCAACAAUCCCUCUUGGAAAGUCAGUGGUGCUGGAGCUCAGUGUACCCUGUGUGCUCUACAUCUACCUGCUCUACCUGUUCUUCAGUAUGGCACGUAUGAGGGGAUUCAGAGGGACGUACUGCUUCCUGGUGCCUUACCUGGUCUGCUUUGUGUGGUGUGAGUUCUCUGUGGUUCUGCUCCGGAACUCAACCACUAUUGGUCUCAUUCGCACCUGUGUUGCUUACUUCCUCUUCCUGUUUGCGUUACCUGUCUUGGCUAUGGGUCUGGUAGCAAUGCUGUUGAUUCAGUUGGUUAAAUGGUUCCUGGAGCUGGAGUUGACUAAAAUGCUGGUAACGCUAGCAGUGUGUGCUGUGCCAGUGACACUGCGGCUUUGGACUCGAUUCAGCCUCUCCAUUCUCCAAGUCUUCCGCUCCAUCACCCACAGAGGCCCGGUAAAACUGAUCCUCCUAUGCAUCUCUACGUUGAUUUUACUCUGUGGGGUCUAUGUCUAUAAUGCUGAAGGUCUGAAGGUUUAUAACUCCACACUCACCUGGCAGAAAUAUGGUUCACUUUGUGGCCCACAUGCCUGGCAGGAUCGUGGCAUGGUUCAAACACAGCUCCUCUGCAGCCAUUUGGAAGGCCAUCGUGUCACCUGGACAGGAAUAUUUCGUAAUGUUCGCGUAGCUGAAACAGAAAACGGAGCUCAGUCUGUUAUAAGCAUGCUACCAGUGUUCAUGGGAGACUGGCUGCGAUGUCUCUAUGGUGAGGUUUACCCGAAGUGUGAACCAUGGAAUAAUACGUCUCCAGUUGUAAAUGUAACUGAAGGUGACUCAGCGCUUGUCAACACCACCAUGCUGUUCCUCCGACAAGAAGAGGAACAGCUCUGUCGAAUAAAAGCCUUUGCUAAACACCAAUGCCAUGUCAAACGCUUUGACAGUUACCGCUUUGAGGUGACGGUUGGCAUGCCUGUGGAUGAGGUCACGAAAAGUGAUGAUCUGGCAGGUGAUAUCAUCUUGAUGGCAAGUCAUGAGUUUAGACAGGUGCUCCUGAACCUCGACCCAGGCAGCAUGGUAGAAUUCAGCACGAAGCUGGGGGGCAGGUUGGGUGCCAAGCUACCAGCAUUUGAACUGAAAGCCAUACACUGUCUAGACUGCAGCUCGUCACUGGUGCCGGAGGGACGACAGGUCAAGAUUGAGCGCAACUGGAGAAAGACCAUGCUUAAAGCAAUUAAAUUUGCAUUUGACUUCUUUUUUGCUCCCUUCCUAUAUGCUAGAAUCAAUGUAUAAAGGAGAAUGCAG